AUGAUCAUCCCUAAAGAGUUAGGGAGGAGAGGUUGGAGAGUCGUACUGGAUGAAGCCAAACUGAAGAUUUAUUAUGAUGCAACUGGAAGUGUGUGGAAGGUAAGGAAGAUUGUUGAUGAACACAAUCACACCAUUGCUCUAGCUAUGUUUAGGCAUCUCCUACCAAGCCAUCGGAAGAUGAGUGACGGUGACAAAGCUCAGGUAGAUAGUAUGAAGCAAUUUAGGAUCGCUACAUCAAAGAUAAUGGCUUUCAUGGCUGGCCAGUCAGCAACAACAAUAAGUUAUUUGGAAGGCGAAGCAAAUGCCGACUUGAUGACAGUUGCAAGAUACACACGAAUGGCUGAUGAUCAACUGGGGAGUUUAUUUUGGGCUAAAGGCGCGAUAAUGGCAGAUUACCAACUUUUUGACGAUGUGCUUGAUUUUGAUACAACGUAUUGGUUAAACAAUUAUAAGAAGCCACUUAUUGUCUUUUCUCGUUCAAAUCAUCAUAGGCAGACGUGCAUUUUGGUGGUAACAUAUGCGGAUAAAUCAAUGUGUGCUACAAUCAAUGAGGUGUUGCCAUCUGCGAGGCACCGGCUUUGUGGGUCGCACUUAGAGAAGAAUUGUGUUCAACGAGUUAAGGAUGCAAAAUUUCGUCGAGUGUUCAAGAAGGAAAUUUAUGCAAACUUUUACCCAUAUGAGUUAGAAGAAUGUGAGGGCAUUACUGCUUUCAUCAAGGGAUUCCUUAAGUUUACUGAUAGUAUACUAGAGUUGGUUCACAGCUUGGAUCAAGUUGUGAAACACUAUAGGAAUAAUGAGGUGACUACCCAAUUCUAUUCGACAUACUACACUCCAGUUUUGACAACUGAGCUUGAUUCCAUCGAUCUCUUUGCUUGGAAACUGUACACUUGA
Arachis ipaensis is the source of this 891-nucleotide messenger RNA. Lineage: Eukaryota; Viridiplantae; Streptophyta; Magnoliopsida; Fabales; Fabaceae. The record is from RefSeq and is a predicted model, not a curated record.